This is a messenger RNA of Cicer arietinum (chickpea), 589 nucleotides long. RefSeq names its product NADH dehydrogenase [ubiquinone] 1 alpha subcomplex subunit 1. NCBI's taxonomy places the organism in Eukaryota, Viridiplantae, Streptophyta, Magnoliopsida, Fabales, Fabaceae. Gene Ontology annotation, cellular component: respiratory chain complex I. The record is from RefSeq and is a predicted model, not a curated record.
AGCGGGUAGAGGAAAUAGAUUAAGGCCCAUUAUGUUGGGCUGGGCUUGAAUGAAAAAGUAUUGUAAGAGGGAGGAGUGGGGUGAGUAAUAAAAGAAGAAGAAAAGGAUAGUGGUGUUUGUUGUGAAGGAAGGAAGGAAGAAAGAUGGCGUUGCAUUGGUUGGAAGCUGUGCUACCUCUUGGAAUUAUUGCUGGAAUGCUUUGUGUUAUGGGAAACGCUCAGUAUUACAUCCACAAAGCUGCUCACGGCCGACCUAAGCACAUCGGCAACGACUUGUGGGACGUCGCCAUGGAGCGAAGGGACAAGAAGCUCGUCGAUCAAGCUUCUGCCGCCUCAAAUUAAAUCAAUCAGGCUGUUUUAUCAACGUGCUUGUGAAGGGAAUAAAUUGCUUAUAUGAUGCUCUUGAGCUGUUCCAAGGAAGCAGAGUAGUUUGCUACAAUUAAAUUUCCAUAUGUUUUCUUGUAUGAAAUUUGACAUAAGCUUUAUCAUAUACAUAUGCUCUAAUCAAUUGUUUUCUUUUAGUUGAACACGGUGAAAUAGACAUAAUAUGAUCUUUUUGUGAUGAUUGAUAAUAUUUGUUGCUUUUUAAA